CACACGCCUGCCACCACUCCUCCUCCCAUGCAAUCCACUGCAGUCCCCCCGCCUUCCCACACUCACAUCCCUGACCAGCCAUGGGCGGAGGCGGACCAAUCAGCCCCAUCGGGGCCGCAGGCCGUGCCUCGCAGUACAAGGGCGGCAUGACGACCAGCGUGAUGUUCAUCGCAGUCGUGGCCGCCUCGGGUGGCCUGCUGUUCGGCUACGACCUGGGUGUGACGGGAGGCGUGGAGGCCUCGGACUCUUUCCUCUCCAAGUUCUUCCCGGGCACCUAUGAGGCCAAGCAGGCCGCCGCGGACGACUACAACCCGUACUGCAUGUUUGACGACCAGCUGCUGGCCCUCUUCACCUCUUCCCUCUUCAUCGCUGGCAUGGUCAUGGCGCCGGUGGCCUCUGUGGUGACCCGCAAGUGGGGCCGCAAGGUCACCAUGCUCAUGGGCGGGCUCUGGUUCCUGCUGGGUUCCACCCUGAACGCCGCCGCCCAGAACCUGGCCAUGCUCAUCCUGGGCCGUAUCUGCCUGGGCUUUGGCAUCGGCUGCGCCAACCAGUCGGUACCGCUGUACCUCUCCGAGAUGGCUCCCUCCAAGUACCGCGGCGGCUUGAACAUGAUGUUCCAGCUGGCUACCACCAUCGGUAUCCUGGUCGCCCAGCUCAUCAACUACGCGGUACAGGACUGGGACGAGGGCUGGCGCCUGUCGCUGGGCCUGGGCGCCGUGCCCGCCUGCAUCCUCACCCUGGGCAGCAUCAUCCUGCCCGACUCUCCCAACUCGCUGAUUGAGCGCGGCAAGAACGAGCAGGGGCGCAAGGUGCUGGCCCGCAUCCGCGGCACGCAGCAGGUGGAUGCAGAGUACGAGGACAUCUGCGAAGCUGCUGCCAGCGCCACCAAGGUCACCCACGCGCAGGCGUGGCGCAACCUGUUCCGCCGCCACUACCGCCCCUCGCUGGUGCUGGCCACCUGGAUCCCCACCUUCCAACAGUGGACGGGCAUGAACGCGAUCAUGUUCUACGUGCCCAUCCUCUUCUCCUCCCUGGGCACCGGCCAAAAGGGCGCCCUGCUGAACGCUGUCAUCAUCGCCGGCGUCAACCUCAUCUCCACCUUCGUUGCCAUCCUGCUGGUUGACAAGGCGGGCCGCCGCAAGCUGUUCCUGUCGGGCGGCCUCCAGAUGUUCACGGCCCAGAUCGCCGUGGGCAUCCUGCUGGGUGUCUCUUUCUCCACCUACAACACCUCCAACCUGCCCGAGUCGAUCACCUACGUGGCACUGGUGCUGAUAUGCAUCUUUGUGGCCGGCUUUGCCUACUCCUGGGGGCCCCUGACCUGGCUGGUGCCCUCAGAGAUCCAGACCCUGGAGACGCGCUCCGCAGGCUUCUCCCUCUCGGUAUCAAUGAACUUUCUGUUCAGCUUUGUGCUGGGCCAGUGCUUCCUCACCAUGCUGUGCUCCAUGGAGUAUGGCGUCUUCCUUUUCUUCGCUGCCAUGGUCGCCAUCAUGACGGCCUUUGUGUUUGUGCUGGUACCGGAGACCAAGGGUGUGCCCAUGGAGGAGAUCUAUACUGUGUACUGCGAGCACAAGGUGUGGGGCAAGGUGAUUGGGCCCGAGGCAGUGGAGGCCACCAUGGCUCUCGCCGCCACCAACUCGGGGUCCAUGGCGCUGGCGGCGGCCGAGAUGGCGCUGGCCAAGCCCUCUCCCAAGUUCUCGCACUCAACCACCAAGUCCACGCCCCGGGGCUCCGAGGACGCCGCCCCCGAUGCCGCAGCCGCCGACGCGCUGCCGGUCUCCAAGGAGUGAGCCGGUGGUGCCAGUGCUGGCGGUACCUGACCCACGCGCCAGCCACCAACGCCGCCAUCCGCGCGGCGCCGCAGCCCAAACCCAACGCCUCAAAAGUACGAUGCAUGAAUUUUCGCCGCUGCAAGGCAUGCACCCUGCACUCCCCUCCCCCGUUUUCCAAACCACCACUACGGCCGGCGGCACCGCUGUACUGCGACCCCCGUUUUUGCCUGUGCCGCCGCCAUCCCGUUGCGCUACGAAUCCACACAUUUUCGAUCGGCCCGCCCUCUGCGCACUGGAACAUGUUCCUCCCCUCCGUCCGUGGGCGGCACCCGCCGCAAGGAGCAUUUUCUCGCCUCCCCGAUUUUCUAACUUGAGCUAUGCCGAUCUAUAGCACUGCACUACUCCCAUCCCGCCUCUCAGCUCCCCCUCCUCUUCAUAGUUCACCUUCUCCAACCACUCUGCAGGCCUCAAAAACCAAACACAGAUCCUGGUGACUGCUUCACGUGUGAACAACACAUCUCAACAGGCUGAACGCAACAGCCCAGCCGAGAGCAGCACAGGCAGCCGCAUGCUACGCAGCAGAGGGAAGCAACAGGGGCGGGGCCGCCCGCUGCGCGGUCAUUGGUCGCUCGCUGGCGUGCCUGUCCUGCUGUGCGGGUGCCCUUGUAACACCCGCUGCCACGACUGCAGCCAUGGCAGGAUCGCCGGCAAGUCCACAUUUGCCAACUCCAGCGCAAGCACCUCCCGCAGCACCUGCCACUGCCGCGCCUGGCCAGGCCACAACAGCAGCCCCACAAAGUCAGCCGCCGCCGCGCUGGCUCCUGCUUGCCGGUGGCCGGCAGGUGCUGGCGCUGGUGAUGGAGAGGCAGGGCCCAUGCUGCCGGCAUCAUCCGCCGCCGUGCCUGCCUCCAGCAGCUGCUGCAGGGGCAGCUGCUGGAGGCAGAAGAGGACCCAAGCCGGUGCAUCCAGCACCAGCUGCCAGGCCUGCGCCUGCCUCUGCCGGCCAGCUGCCAGGCGCUGCCUCUGCUGCUCGCAUGAAGCAUGAUCCCACGCAUGCACAGGCUGGGCAUCGCUGCCGUCCUGCUGCUGCUGCUGCCGCUGUGCCAGCGGCAGGCCACUGUCUGACGGCGCUCCGCUUGCGGCAGCAAUGUAGGCCCGCAGCAGCGCCACUGCCUGAUCCAGCCCGGCGGCAGACGGCGGCUGUGUGUGCAGCAGGGCUGCCGCGGGGACCAGGUCAGCAGGGUACAGCACCCGCAGCUCUGCCGGCAGCUGCCCGUCCCUCUCCAGCUGCUGCCCACGUGCGCCUGCUGCAGCCCGC
Molecule: messenger RNA, 3087 nt
Organism: Chlorella variabilis
Lineage: Eukaryota; Viridiplantae; Chlorophyta; Trebouxiophyceae; Chlorellales; Chlorellaceae
Exons: 11
Coding region: 81-1787 (568 amino acids)
Biological process (GO): monosaccharide transmembrane transport
Cellular component (GO): membrane
Molecular function (GO): monosaccharide transmembrane transporter activity
Source: RefSeq, a predicted model, not a curated record